Messenger RNA from Schizophyllum commune H4-8, 3662 nucleotides. RefSeq lists its product as uncharacterized. Gene Ontology annotation, cellular component: cell cortex of cell tip. The coding region runs from base 168 to 3662 and encodes 1164 amino acids. Gene Ontology annotation, molecular function: protein binding. The record is from RefSeq and is a predicted model, not a curated record. NCBI's taxonomy places the organism in Eukaryota, Fungi, Basidiomycota, Agaricomycetes, Agaricales, Schizophyllaceae. The transcript has 3 exons.
GGCACAUGCUCGAUCUCCUUCGGGAGGUCAGCCGCUUGUCACCCACCGUCACCGCGCCGCUGAUUCUCCACUGCUGACUUCACGGUCGAGCAGCUCACGACGACCUUCACGAUACACGACUAGCUCCACGACAUAUUCUUAUCCACAACUGCCACUAUCCUUCCCCUAUGCGAUGUCCAACAUGUAUACUGGCCCUCCUCCUGCUGCGGUUCCCCCAAGUCUGGGCAUACACACCCGCGCCCAGAUGGGGACAGGCAGCGAUGGUCGUCAACGACGCGCUCUUCGUCCAUGGCGGCAAGAGCGACGAAUACAACCAGUACAGCUACUCCUCCGCCCCCACCAACUCUGAUCUCCUCUACCUCGAUCUCUCCUCCUCUUUCGACGUAAACGACCCCCCAUGGCAGCUCCUCAGCACCGAUGGCCCGCAGGUCGCCUGGCACACCCUUUCCGCGCUCAACUACUCCAUGGGGCUCUCCUUCGGUGGCCAGCCCGGCUGGACCUCCGAGCCCUCCCUCGUCACGCGCACCGACUCCGCCUGGCUGCUCGACGUCUACAACCGCACCAGCCUCCAAUGGGAUCAGGAACCCACCGGCUGGGCCGACGAGCCCAUGCGCCGCAUGCGCCACACGGCCGUCACCUCGCAAGAGGGCAAGGUCUACAUCAUCGGCGGCGAGCGCGCGGACGGCUCGGGCAACACCUUUGCCGACAACUACGUCUUCGAUCCCAGCAUACCCUCCUUCACCACCCUCCCCACCGAUAAUGCCCCCCGCAAUAUUUACGGCCACGCCUCCGUCAUCCUCCCGAACCAGCACAUCCUCGUCUUCGGGGGCUAUGCCUCGUCCUCGCUAGUCGACUUCAAUACGAUCUGGGUACUCGAUAUUACGCAGGAUCCGCCGGUGUGGUCUACCACCACCGUCGAUGGAUCAUCAGCACCGAGCGGGCGCAUAGCCUUCGCAUACGUGCUCCUCGACGGCCCGAAGGUCCUCAUCCACGGCGGCAGCGACGAGUCCGGUCAGACCACCAUGUCCGACGGCUGGAUCCUCGAUCUCUCAGGGGACUCAUGGACGUGGACUCAGGUAGACUCCCUAAGCAACCUCGGUGCCCGGCGCGACCACUUCGCCGUCUCCGCGGGGUCUGGCGUCAUCUUCGGCUUCGGCUAUAGCGAUAGCGGCCCCAUCAGCGAGUCCCCUGUCCAAGUCUACGACCCCCCCAGCGGCAACGUUGGCUCCUCAUACUCCCCUCCCUCCUCCUCGUACACGCAGACGGCGUCCGCUACCAUUCCCGUAGCCACUCAGACCGGGAACAACGGCGGGACUGACGCGGGCACAGCCACGGGUGGGGGCGGGGGUACUGGCACGAACACCGGCGUCCACCCUACAUCCACCGCGGGAGGAGGCGAUGACGACAAUGGCACAGGGAAUGGCGAUGGGAGUGGUUCGGGGAAUGGCAAUGGCAACGGCGAUGGUCUUCCAGGGGAUGGAACCGGCGAAGACGGCGGGAAUAAGAAGAAGACCACCGCUAUCGCCGUGGGCACCAUUCUGGGCUUCCUCCUGUGCGCGGCUGCAAUCAUAGUCGUCGUCUGGGUGUGGCGGCACCAGAGGCAGAAUGCGCAGUUUAGGCGGCUGAGCGACAAUGACGACGGGGAUGGUGCCAGACUCGUGGAUGCGGAUAACGCGCGCCUAUUUGGUACGGCUAACGCACGGCUCUUCGACACGGCCUCGAACGCGGACAGUGUCAGCCCCACCACGCCACGCAACAUCCCCAUCGCGGGCGGCUUCAUCGAGAAGGGCUCCCCCCGACAACGCGGCGGGCACGCCAGUGGUAUCCUUGCAUCCCCCGGCGUCGCGAGCGUCCUCGGCGCGCUCGGCCUGGCCGGCAUCUUGGGCGCCGUCCAGCGCGCGCACAGCCCGAAGCGGGAGCGGAGGGACAUGCUCGCGGACGAGGACACGCGCGACUUCUCGGAGUGGUACCGGAGUGCGUACGGCAGCAACUACGAGUUGGGCGGCGGGCCCGGCAACGGGAGCGCCUAUGGAGCCGGCAAUGGCUCUUCGUGGUCCCUGCGCACGCUGUUUGGUGGCCGGAUGCGGCGCGAGGCGAGCGGCUUCAGUUCGAUCUCGACGGUGACGGCUCGGGGGGAGAAGGGGGGCGACCGCGAUCCAUUUGGAGAUGGCGCGUCGUUGUUGCGCGACGAGGAGACAGGCUUCGUUGGUGCAGCUGCGCCGGGUGUUGCCGGUGCGGUCGCGGCGGCGGGGCUCAGGCCGCCGCACUCACGGCAGACAACGGAGAACUCGCGGCAAACGACGGACCAGCCUCGACACGCGCACACGCCGAUGGGCUCGGUGGCUUCGUUUGGCGAGUCGAUCUACGUCGACCCAUUCGCAGACCCCGGCAGUCUCAGCGCGACGGUGCACGAGGGGUACGCGGGGUAUGGUGCCGAGAAGGACGUGGCGGACGAGGAUGCAAAGUUGCUACCACCGCGUCUGUUGCCGCCUCCGGGCGCGCUGUACACGAACCUGCCCAUGGCUUACCAGGCACACACCCUCAGCCCGCUCAGCGAGACCGCCUCUCGGAAUACGCCGUCCCUCGAUCGGUCUUCCUCGUCCCACGAACACGGCAUGGCGCCCUACGAUACCGCUUCAUCAAGAUUGUCGUCGUCCUCGUAUAGCCAUCUGGGCUCCCCGCGUGCGACGUCGAUAAUCAAUGCGAAUCCGCCGCCGUCGCAGCCGCUGCGGCGGAGCGAUACGUGGUGGGCGAGGUUUGCACGGACGCCGUUGCUAGAUCGGAGGGGGAGUAUCGCGUCGCGGCGCAAUACGGCUGUGCUUGAAGAUAUUCGCGACCCCAAUCCGCCGCCCCGUCUCGUCGCUAUCGAGGAGUCACAGCACUCUACCAGUCCGCCGGACGAGUCGCCGCCUUCGCAUCGUGGCGGGUCCAAAGGGAGCCGCGGUGACAGUAAAGGAAGUCGCGGAGGCAGCAAGGGGAGCAAGAGCAGCGCGGCGGGCGUGCGUCGGCUGUAUGGCUCGCACGGCAAGUCUGCGAGCUCGCUGCACACGCAGGGCACGCUGGACAGCGCGGCGAUCGAGCAUAUGGGCAUGAUGGACGUGGCGCAGCGCGUGCGGACGGGGAGCCACCAGACGCGGGACAGCUCGCUGAGCUACGACACGGAGGACGGGGCAUCGCUCGCGGAGGAUGGACGGUGGCUGGCAAAUCGAGGCGAGCAAGAUGCGGAGGUGAUCGCGUCGCCGACCGCCCUCAAUGCUCCGCCCAACAUAAGCACCUCUCCGCCCAUGAUCACCUCACCAACGGCGGUCACUUCUCCCAUAGCCAUGGCCGCCGCCAUCCGAAGUCCCUCUCCCAUCUCCCUCCCCCCAUCCAUGACGACCAAGUCCGGCUCCAACGGCUCUGGUGACUCGUCCUUCCCGCCCCCGCCUCCCCCGCCUCCCCCGCCUAAGCGAAGUAGUGGCGGCGGUGGCGGCGUCGCAGCGCGCGUGCGCGACUACGAGCGCCGGAUGUCGCAGGCCGCCGACUUCCCCCCGCCGCCAACGAACACGCGGGCGAGGGAGGAGCGCUCGAAGCCGCCGGCGGUCGACUAUGGGCUCGUCCCGAGGCGGUCGCUGUUCGUGGCAAAUCCGGACCAUGGGAAGAAGGGUUCAGGCGAUUCGUGA